Meira miltonrushii is the source of this 1644-nucleotide messenger RNA. RefSeq names its product MFS general substrate transporter. Gene Ontology annotation, biological process: transmembrane transport. Gene Ontology annotation, molecular function: transmembrane transporter activity. Lineage: Eukaryota; Fungi; Basidiomycota; Exobasidiomycetes; Exobasidiales; Brachybasidiaceae. The transcript is spliced from 3 exons. The annotation marks the transcript as partial. The record is from RefSeq and is a predicted model, not a curated record.
AUCCUGCUCAGCACCAAAAAAAGGGGAAAAGCGUCUUGAUUGGCAUCACUUCUAUCUUGGCUUACCCUCCACGACGAUCAUCGAUCAGUCACAAUGAGCUCACCUCAGCCGGAACGACAACCUUUGAUCGGCAGAAGGAGAUCGUCACAAUUCCUAUCAGGGUCUACACGAUCAAAGAGCUUCAAUGUGAAUGAUGAAUAUGGACAUGCAUAUGGUUCAAUAGCACGAUCAAAUCAUGGCAAUGAUGACAACGACAGCGAUCAUGAAGAAACAACAAAUGGCAACCGAUCAGAAGCAGGUACAGAAGACGAAAAUAGAGCACCUACACCUCUACCCAAAAUGCAAAUAUUCGUCUUGUGUGUAAUGCGAUUAAGUGAACCGAUUGCAUUUUUAUGCAUCUUACCAUUUAUACCCAAAAUGUUACGAGAAAAUAUGCCAGACGUACCUAGAUCGCAAAUUGGAUAUUGGGCAGGCUUAAUCGAAAGCGUUUUUGCAAUCGUUCAAUUUGCUACUGUAUUCUUAUGGGGAAGAGCUUCGGAUACAAUUGGACGAAAACCUGUUUUAUUGAUCGGCUUGUUCGGCGUUGCACUUUCAAUGAACUUUUUCGGUCUUGCAAAAACUUUACCACAAAUGAUCAUCGCUCGGUCUGUGGCAGGUUUCAUGAAUGCAAACAUGUCUGUUCUCAAGAGCACAUUGGGUGAAUUGACUGAUGAAACCAAUCAAGCGAGAGCAUUCAGCUUGCUGCCUUUAUGCUUCGCACUUGGCUCUUUGAUCGGACCGGCAUUGGGAGGAGCACUGAGUAAUCCCGCCAAGCGAUUCCCGAUCUUCGAAGAUUGGGAAUUCUUGAAAAUGUAUCCGUACUGGCUGCCAUGCUUUUGUGCGUCAUUGUUCUGCUUCCUUGGCUUUAUUACCGGAUACUUCUUUUUAGAAGAGACUUUGCCCUCCAAAAGGCGAUUGAAAGAACAAGAACAAUUGGCCAAAGAAAGACCACCUCCCUUCCGACAGUUACUCACACGUCCAGUCGUUUUGGCUUUGGUGAAUCAAGGAAUGAUUAAUUUCAUCAAUAUUUGUUAUAUCGCAGUCCUUCCGCUGUUUUGUGAUACGCCAAUCGAAAUGGGAGGAUUAUCGCUCAAUGAAGCGCAAAUCGGUACAUACUUGGCAGCAAAUGGAUGUGUGACAAUCAUCGUUCAAUUAUUCUUGUUCCCUUGGUUGGAACGUAAAUGGGGCGGACCAUACAAUACCCUUCGGAAAUGUCUGUCACUUCUUCCGAUGGUAUUUGCAUGUUUCAUUUUGGCACACUUUGCCGGAAAAGCCUUUGGGUUCAAAGCAGUCGUUGCUUCAUUGGCCGUGCUCUUAUUGGUUAGAGGUGGCUCUUCAAUGAUGAUCGUUAGUUCAAAUUUAUGCAUUAACAACGUUGUCCCUCAUCGAAAUGCUCUGGGAAGCAUUAAUGGUAUGAGUCAAUCAAUGGCUUCUCUUGCAAGGGCAAUUGGUCCGAUUGCGGCAAAUAGUGGUUAUGCUUUUUCUAUCACUGCUUUCAAACACGUUUUAGACGGUCAAUCAAUUUGGAUCGUACUUUGCUUAAUCGCUUUUCUUACUUGGUUCAUCUCUGCAAAGAUGGAAGUACCUCGCCGAGCUGCAUGGCGA